This is a messenger RNA of Ipomoea triloba (trilobed morning glory), 1329 nucleotides long. RefSeq lists its product as uncharacterized. NCBI's taxonomy places the organism in Eukaryota, Viridiplantae, Streptophyta, Magnoliopsida, Solanales, Convolvulaceae. The transcript has 3 exons. The record is from RefSeq and is a predicted model, not a curated record. The coding region runs from base 187 to 1071 and encodes 294 amino acids.
UUUGAAGGCAAUACUUCUCACUUUUUGUGAGGAAAACUCAUGUCCAGUCUCCUUUCUUGAGUGAUAGUUUGUCUACCCCAAUUAAUGCACCCCAGAGAAGCCUUUCUUCUUGUCCUCAUUCCUCUACAUCUCCACCAUCAAUAAGCCUUUAAUUUCAUUCUCAGCUAUCUUAGCUUCAAAGCUCAAAUGCCUUCUCCAAUGUCCAAACAGCUUGGAGAUUUCCUCCAAGAACAGCAAGAGCCUUUCACAAUGGAGGGCUACCUUCAUGACAGAGGCUGCUACCCCAGAAGCAAUUCUGACCAGUUCUUGAAAGGAUCAACAACCUCUGCUACAAAAAAGAGAAGAAGAUCACUCCCAAGCUGUUCAAAGGUUGUCGGGGCUGUGUUUACCAGGAUUGUCCAAUCUGAGGCCAACCGGAAAUUCAAGAAUUGCUGGAGUAAUAGAAAUGGUCGAUCUGCUAAGGGCAAUUGUAAGCAGGAUUUAGCAGAGGAUGAUCAUUUCUCAUCUGCAAGUAGCUCUACUGUGUUCAAUUCUUGCUCGGAGAUUGAUGCAGAAGAAGAUGAAGGCUGCUGCAAACUACACCAGAAACAGGUUCUUGAAGACAGAAAGCAGCUCAGCCCUGUGUCAGUACUGGAAGAAACAGAAUCCUCAGAUGAUGAUGUCUCCCCAAUUCAUCAAAUACAAGAAACCUCAGACUCUCAAACAACAUUAGUGGGCUCUCAGUACGCCAGAAACAGAAAGGCCACACAACAAACAAAACAGCUGCUGUUUGACUGUGUGACUGAGGUGGUUGAGAGCCACAGAAGAAGAGACCAGAGGGGCCAACAGAUGGGGAGAAUCUUGGAUCCUGAGCAACUGUGGAACCUGAUAUGCGAGAAUAUAUGGGCGUGGAGCCAAGACCCCAUCGACGAAACCAAUGUCAACCAACUGGUGCGUUUUGAUUCUGAGGGAGAAUGGAGGGGGUUUCAGGGGGUGCAACAGGCACAAGAAAUUGGGGUGAUUAUUAGUGAGAUUAUGUUGGAGGAUAUUAGAGAUGAGAUUGUUAGAGAUUUGGUUAUUUCUUUUAAAUAGACUGAGUAAUAUACAAACAAGAUGUCAAGUUCUAUUUUCAUACUUUUAGUUUUCUUAUGUUUUACUCUGGCAUGCAUGAUUCAUUAUAGUUUUGUAGUAGUUAUGUGUUUAGUCAACCCAAGGCAUCUUCAUAGGUAUAAUGUCCAGAGGAAUAAAGAAGGACAAGAAAGGAGUUGAUUUUUCACUUCGAAUUCAUUUUACUAAAGAUUUGUCUUUUGUUCUAUAUCUGAAUAGAAAAAAAACAAUGAUUUCUCACUA